This is a messenger RNA of Habropoda laboriosa, 902 nucleotides long. RefSeq names its product ubiquinone biosynthesis O-methyltransferase, mitochondrial (gene Coq3). Bases 3 to 860 code for a protein of 285 amino acids. The transcript is spliced from 4 exons. Lineage: Eukaryota; Metazoa; Arthropoda; Insecta; Hymenoptera; Apidae. The record is from RefSeq and is a predicted model, not a curated record. Gene Ontology annotation, molecular function: 2-methoxy-6-polyprenyl-1,4-benzoquinol methyltransferase activity. Gene Ontology annotation, biological process: ubiquinone biosynthetic process.
UAAUGGGAAUUAUCAAAAUUUUACACUUCCGUUCAAUAUGUACAGGGAUCAGUUUCAAAAACCGAUUAACCGAACAAACCGAACAAUUGGUAAAAUCUACUCCAGUUAAAAAAUCCACUGUUGAUCUCACAUCGGUGGAUCUUCAUUCUAGAUUAAAUAACAAAUGGUGGGAUGUAAACGGUGAAAUGCGUGCGUUGCACGCGUUGAAUCCUCUUAGAGUACAAUUUGUACGAGAUGGUUUAGCAAAUACAGGUGUCAGAGCAGAAUGUCCUUAUUUACCAUUAAAAGGGAUCAAAGUCUUGGAUGUUGGUUGUGGUGGAGGAUUACUAUCAGAACCAUUGGCUAGAAUAGGAGCGAAAGUAACUGGAAUUGAUGCUUCUUCAGAUUUAAUAACAACAGCACAAGAACAUGCUAUUUUGGAUCCCAAUUUAGAUGGAAAGUUAAAUUAUAUUCAAACAGUUAUUGAAGAUUUUGCUCCAAAUAAUAAAGAAACAUAUAAUGCUGUGGUAGCCUCGGAAGUUAUAGAGCAUGUGAAUAACAAAGACUUGUUUUUAAAAUGUUGUAUAAACACAUUAAAGCCUGGUGGUUCAAUAUUUCUAACAACAUUGAACAAAACUUUGCCUUCUUGGCUUGGAGGUAUCAUUGCAGCUGAACAUGUUUUGAAAUUAGUACCAAAAGGCACUCAUGAUUGGAAUAAAUUUAUUACUCCACCUGAAAUUCAGUAUCUGCUAGAAUCAUGUGGUUGUAAAACGAAAUUAAUUCAUGGAAUGUUUUAUAACCUUUUGAAAAACGAAUGGUUUUGGAUGACAUCAACGGCGAUAAAUUAUGCAGUUCAUGCAGUGAAAAAGAAAAAACAGUAAUAUAGUCACGUUUCGCAGAUCAAUUCAUUUUGUAACAUUGUA